Molecule: messenger RNA, 1909 nt
Organism: Sorghum bicolor (sorghum)
Lineage: Eukaryota; Viridiplantae; Streptophyta; Magnoliopsida; Poales; Poaceae
Exons: 2
Coding region: 12-1223 (403 amino acids)
Source: RefSeq, a predicted model, not a curated record
UUGUGUCAACGAUGGAUUCUGAAGAUGAGUUCGAUACAUUUGUACAGAAUAAAAUACUUGAGUCCUCAUCUUCAGACAAUGGGGAUGAUUUAUAUACUGCUGCGCACAUAGUUGGAGAGGUCAAUGACAAUGAACCAAAUCGUCGAGGAUCUAUCGAGGGACAUCGUGUAUUGGAUCGAGAUAGGCAAUCUGGGCACUCCAGACUUUUUCAAGACUAUUUCUCAGAUGAUCCUACAUAUGGGCCGGACCACUUCAGGCGCAGAUUUCGAAUGAGGCGCCAUGUGUUUGUUCGUAUAAUGAAUGCGGUUGAGGAGCAUGAUGACUACUUUGUGCAAAAGAGAAAUGCAGCCGGUACCUUAGGACUAUCUUGUUUGCAGAAGGUGGUGGCCGCAUUUCGGAUGAUAGCUUAUGGUGUAGCAGCUGAUGCUACAGAUGACUAUGUACGAAUUGGGGAGAGUACUACUCUAGAAAGUUUGAGAAGGUUUGCCACAGCUGUUGUUGAGGUAUUUGGACCUGAGUACAUGAGAUUGCCUAAUGAGCAAGAUACUGCUAGACUACUUGCAAUUGGUGAGAGUAGAGGUUUUCCGGGAAUGCUAGGCUCUAUAGAUUGCAUGCAUUGGACCUGGAAAAAUUAUCCUGUUGCAUGGAAAGGUGUAUUUCGCGGACACAAAAAGGAGUCUACUGUAAUUCUAGAAGCAGUUGCAUCUAAAGAUCUUUGGAUUUGGCAUGCAUUCUUCGGGAUGCCAGGCUCACAUAAUGAUAUCAAUGUUCUUCAAAGGUCUCCUAUAUUUGCAAGACUUGCUGAAGGUGAAGGUCCACAGGUCAUCUAUAACAUCAAUGGGAACGACUAUACAAUGGGCUAUUAUCUUGCAGAUGGCAUAUAUCCAUCUUGGGCUACAUUUGUGAAAACCAUACCAGAGCCACAAGGGAACAAGAAGAAAUAUUUUGCCAAGGCUCAAGAAGCUUGUAGGAAGGAUGUUGAACGAGCAUUUGGGGUUCUACAAGCUCGUUUUGCUAUCAUUCGACAGCCAGCUCGUGUGUGGGAUGAGGAAACACUUGCAGUUAUCAUGAAUGCUUGUGUCAUUAUGCAUAACAUGAUUGUCGAGGAUGAGGGUAUUGACGAAGAUGAUUUCAAUUAUGAUGAUAUGGGAGAAAAAGUGAAAAUAUCCCAUGCUCGUACACCUGAACUAGAUGAAUUCAUUCAAAACUACAAGAACAUCUAGGACAAGGAAACUCACACACAGCUUCAAGCCGACCUUAUUGAGCACUUAUGGCAACAUCAUAUAUCCAGAUCUAUAUAAGAAUAUUAUUGUUGAAUGAAUUUAUUUACUAUUUGGAAAUAAUUGUUAGAUAAUUUUAUUUACCUUUAGAAUAUUAUCUUAUAUUCAUGAUUGAUCUCAUUGAGUUACUGAACAGACUUCACAAGGCCAUGUGUCAAACUGAUUGUGACCAGAACAGCCAUGUAGAACUCAAAGUGUUGUCAAUAUGAGAACAAGUACUACAAAUAUAUUAAUAGAGACAGCAAAUGUGGUAAUCUGAGACCAAGUUCUACAAAAUAUAUAAGAACAAGUACUAAUUAUUUAGGCGACUUGCACAUAUGUCUUUCUUGAGCACUUCGUAGUACUUUUGUAGGUCAAUACUCAUGUGCCUUGUGUCGACAUUCAUAACCCUCUCUUCUUCUAGUUUCUUGUUGAACUCAAAUUGUUUGCUUUGUAACUCAAGUUUUUCUUUCUCCAACCUGAUUCUUUCUUCCUGCAACGCAAAGGCUUUCUUGCACCUCUCCUCUUUCUUCAACUCCUUUUCUGCAUCGGCUUCUUUCCUUUUUGCCAAAAGAUAAUCCAAUGCUUCGAUGCUAGAAUGUUGCCGUAACUUUUGCUUCUCCUUCUUUUGCCCUGGAGGUCUCUGAAGU